GAGGCUGGGCUUCUCAUGUGGCCUGAUGCUGAUGUAACAAGCCGCCAAAAAAAGAAGAAGGGAAAAAAACCCAAUAGGGAAAUGUGAUUCACUGCUUAGCAGCAUUCAAGGUUGCGUAUUUCAUCCUGCUCUUACAGAUAAGAAUGGACACUAAAGCCAAGUGAAAGAGCGUUCGCUUCCUCUUGAGGUAAAAGAUAACCAGCUCCAUUUUGUUCUCCUAGAAGCCGAUUGCUUCAUGUGGCUUUUCUCGAUCUGAUAAAAACUCAUCCGAAGUCUUGAGUCCUCACCUUCUUGUGGAUUGAAUUAAUUCUGAAAAUCACAUUUCUGUUGGAUAUAUUCUAAGCCUUGAUUUUGCUUUUGUCUACUGCUGCUACUGCUUCCGGUUUGGCUUGAGAAAACUAAGACUGUUGGAAUCCUUAAAAACCAGGAGAGAGAUAACAGACUGUAAAAGGAAAAGAGAAAGCUAUCCAUUAUGAAUCUUAAGCUAAGACUACGCAUCCUUCUCUUGCUCCCUGUGUAUUUCUUGAUAAAUGUGUACAGUACCCUUGUAUUCAUACCAUGGUAUUUUCUUACCAAUGCAAAGAAGAAAAAAGCUAUGGCAAAGCGUUUAAAAGCUAAGCCUGUCUUGGACAAGCCUGGAAGCCCGUAUCGAUCCAUUUCACAUAUUGAGUCAUUAGCCACUAUAGACUUCCCCGGAGCAGACACGCUGGACAAGUUGUUUGACCAUGCGGUGGCAAAGUUCGGGAAGAAGGAUUGUCUUGGAACUAGAGAGAUCUUGAGUGAAGAGAACGAAAUGCAGCCCAAUGGGAAAGUAUUUAAAAAGCUGAUCCUAGGAAACUACCGGUGGCUAAACUAUGAAGAAAUUAAUCAGAAACUGAACCACUUUGGAAGUGGUCUUGCUGCACUUGGGUUAAAGCCAAAGAGCACGGUUGCUAUAUUCUGUGAAACUCGAGCUGAAUGGAUGAUUGCAGCACAAACAUGUUUCCGAUACAACUUUCCUCUUGUUACAUUAUAUGCAACCCUUGGAGAAGAAGCAGUGACUUAUGGACUGAAUGAAUCUGGAGCAUCAUAUCUCAUCACUAGUGUAGACCUUUUGGAAGGCAAACUUAAGAAUGUAUUGUCAGAGAUCCCUAGCCUCAGACAUAUUGUUUAUGUGGAUAAGAAGACUAUCAACACAUCAGACUAUCCCAAAAGACUGGAGAUUCAUAGCAUGCAAGCAGUUGAAGAACUGGGAGCCAAACCAGAAAACUUAAACAUCCCUCCAAGUCGACCUGGUCCUACAGACAUGGCCUUAGUCAUGUAUACAAGUGGCUCCACUGGGAGGCCUAAGGGAGUGAUGAUGAUGCAUAAAAAUUUAAUAGCUGGAAUGACAGGACAAUGUGAACGAAUACCUGGACUGGGGCCCAAAGACACAUACAUUGGCUACUUGCCCCUGGCUCAUGUAUUAGAAAUGACAGCAGAGAUUUCCUGUAUUACUUAUGGCUGUCGGAUUGGAUACUCCUCUCCACUCACGUUGUCAGACCAGUCAAGUAAAAUUAAAAAGGGAAGCAAAGGAGACUGUACUGUUCUGAAACCCACACUGAUGGCAGCUGUGCCUGAAAUCAUGGAUCGAAUUUAUAAGAACGUUAUGAGUAAAGUUCAAGAGAUGAACUACAUCCAGAAAACAUUGUUUAAGAUAGGAUAUGACUACAAAUUGGAACAAAUUAAACGGGGAUAUGAUGCACCUCUCUGUAACUUGCUGUUAUUUAAGAAGGUGAAAGCACUGCUAGGGGGGAAUGUACGCAUGAUGCUUUCAGGCGGAGCACCCCUCUCUCCUCAGACGCAAAGAUUCAUGAAUAUCUGUUUCUGCUGUCCUGUGGGCCAAGGUUACGGACUAACAGAAACCUGUGGAGCAGGGACAAUUACAGAAGUCUCGGACUACAGCACUGGCAGGGUAGGGGCACCUCUCAUCUGCUGUGAGAUUAAACUGAGAGACUGGCAAGAAGGUGGCUAUACCAGUAGAGACCAGCCAAACCCUAGGGGAGAGAUUAUCAUUGGCGGGCCUAAUGUCUCAAUGGGAUACUUCAGAAAUGAGGAGAAGACAGCAGAAGAUUAUAUUGUGGAUGAAGGUGGUCAGCGCUGGUUUUGCACUGGAGACAUUGGAGAGUUUCAUUCCGAUGGCUGUCUUCAAAUCAUAGAUCGCAAAAAAGACUUGGUAAAGUUGCAGGCAGGAGAAUAUGUAUCACUUGGAAAAGUUGAAGCUGCCCUGAAAAACUGCCCACUUAUCGACAACAUCUGUGCUUAUGCCAAAAGUGACCAGUCUUAUGUCAUCAGUUUUGUGGUUCCGAAUCAAAAGAAACUAACGGCUCUUGCUGAACAGAAGGGAGUGACUGGCAGCUGGGUGGAUAUCUGCAACAAUCCUCUCAUGGAAUCAGAAGUUCUGAAAGAGAUUAAGGAAGUGGCAAACAAAAUGAAACUGGAGAGAUUUGAAAUACCAGUCAAGGUGCGGUUAAGCCCAGAGCCCUGGACUCCAGAGACAGGCCUGGUGACAGAUGCUUUCAAAUUGAAAAGGAAAGAGCUGAAGAACCAUUACCUCAACGACAUUGAGCGAAUGUAUGGAGGUAAAUAACCUCCAAACCCCUCUGAGUCAGAAGCUGUGCGGGAUUCCUUCUGUGACUGAAUGGGAAACAUUAUUCCUUCAAACGUGGCUGUAAUUACCAAUGGGGAGGUGAUACUUUGUGAAACUGGUGACCGAUAACACACCCCCAUUUUAAAGGAGGAACGCCCAGCACUGGCUUUCUGUGCGACACUUUUCAAGAUGCUGUCAAAAUGACUGACCCACUGCCAUGGUUUCAUUUGAUCACUUCCAGUACUGAAUGGCUGUGGUCAUAUGAAACUCCCUCAUUGGAUAAACCAUUGUUUCUACCUUUAUACUUUGGCUUCUCUUACUCACAAGGAAUUAGAACAUCUUGGAGGAUUGCAAGAUGGUGAUUUUUAAAAAUGGAGGAAAAACAAAAUUGUCUGUAAAUGUAUCAACUGUAUCCGGGGAGAAAAAGUGACAAAACGAUAGGCCAAGCUUGUACCUUUCAGAAAUUGACAAUCUCAGGUCCUUUGCUAGCUAGAAUACCUUCUUGUAACUUGAUUGUCAUUAGGGCCACAAAGAAGAGAGAGAAGCUCUUCUCUUGAAUGUUACUUCCACACAGCCAAAAACUGACAGGCACCAACCAUGUUACCAACACACAACUGUUAAGGAAUGGAUUUUGCAACUUACACAGUCAACAGAUAUCCAGACGUGUGACGAUCAGUGAACUUUAUGUCUGCAAUGGAAACAUUAAUGUAUUUUGAUUCCUGUUUCUAGCUAACUGAAUACACACAAGUUGUAUUUUAAGCUGCUAAAGAGGGCAUUCUGCCUUUGUGGAAAUAUCUGGGGGAAAGAGACCUCUGUGGUGCUUUGAGAGUAUUUAGAGACCACUUCCAAUUUGUUAUUUUCUACUCUGUGCUGGAGAGGCCUAAGUGCAGCAUUUAAAGCCAGUAUUUUUCUCCAUUCACUGAGUACAGACCAUUGAGUUCAGCGCAGAAGGUGCAAGAGAUGCGUAUCGCCUGCAUUUCAUUAUUCCGAGUAUUUAUAGUGCCUAAAAGGGAGACAAGUACACUUACAAGGAAAGCGGAGCUGAACUGAACAGAUACACAUCCAGCGUACCCUUUUCUGUUAAGAUUUGCAUCCUGCACUUUUGACACUGCCAUUAGGAUCCUUUUCUUUUUCAUGCCCCAAAAGAGUUUAAAACCUCGUUCAAAAGAUGACAAGCUAGUGAUUUUUGCCAUCUCUGACACUACUGUAGUAAUAAUGCCAGUACAAUUUUUCAGAUCAUUUAUUUAGACUAUCUCAAUUCAUUUCAGAUCAGUGGGACUGAACAAGUUUGACGGCUGAACUAGUUUAUAGAUUGUCCUCUGUACACACUUGUUCUUCUCAGGUGUGACAUUUUAGUAUCUCUAGUGUCUCUUCCUCCAAGCCCAUCCGCACUCUGGGAAUUAAAGUCUUCGGUUUUGUUUUCGAACUUCGAAAGGGGCAUUCCUAUUUAUCUUUUUGAUACGUCACACGCAACGAGUCACAAAAACUGAAUAUUUCUUAUUUAUGAGCGAAGAACGCGGUCUUUGGAAGACUUUGUUGAAGGAGCUUGUCGAAAGAGGGAAAGAAAGCGCUGUAUUUAAAGCCUUUGUCCUUUAUUUUUGUUUGUGAAAAUGGUUAUUUAAAAAACUGGAAAUCCUUGGUGUGCGGAGGAGAGCGAGUAGGACAGCGACACUCUCCUGUGGUUUGUGUUCUUGUGUGCUGCAGUUGACAAGUGUCUUUUUUCUUUUGUAAAGUUCACACUCUGGGCUUGUGUCCCCCUUUUUAGCCGUUCACACUUGAACUAGAAAUGCUGUAAGACGUGGCAAUCCUUGACGCUGUUCUACUUUGCACUUUUUUCUUGAUCCUUCUUUUAUAUAUUUGUUGCAUCCAUUUUCAUUUUGUACAGAUGUGGCCCUUGACUGCGAUGUGUAUACUUGGCUCUAAAGUAUUUAUGAAAUAGAUCUCUUUUAUCCAUGAUACUUAACUGUGUAUAUUAUGCUCAAAAGGAGAAAAAUUAUCAUAAUAAUAAUCUGGUAUUGUUUCUAAAGAA
Messenger RNA from Sceloporus undulatus (fence lizard), 4637 nucleotides. It is a transcript of the gene ACSL4, whose product is annotated as acyl-CoA synthetase long chain family member 4. NCBI's taxonomy places the organism in Eukaryota, Metazoa, Chordata, Lepidosauria, Squamata, Phrynosomatidae. The transcript has 16 exons. The record is from RefSeq and is a predicted model, not a curated record. Gene Ontology annotation, biological process: long-chain fatty-acyl-CoA metabolic process; neuron differentiation; long-chain fatty acid metabolic process. The coding region runs from base 473 to 2608 and encodes 711 amino acids. Gene Ontology annotation, cellular component: endoplasmic reticulum; plasma membrane; lipid droplet. Gene Ontology annotation, molecular function: arachidonate-CoA ligase activity.